AGAGGCGGAACUGAAUAAAAGGAACGUAUUUUGUACCGAACACAUUUCGAAAAAGUACGCGUUCUCCCGUUGCCGUGGCAGCAGCGACUUCAGGAAGAACGUUCGGGCGAUUAAUGAUGGAUGCUCGAGAGACAGAUCUGCUGGGUGGCAGUGAGAACAUAGUUGAAAUGCAGAAUUUGGAAGAAGAGGACUUUGCUGUUUCAAAAUCAUCAGAUGCUUAUGCAGAGUUUGACAUGGUUAUUGGGAACAUCGAGGAUAUUAUAAUGGAGGAUGAAUUCCAACAUCUUCAGCAGUCUUUCAUGGAGAAAUAUUACCUUGAGUUUGAGGAGUCUGAGGAGAACAAGCUCAGCUAUACACCUAUUUUUAAUGAAUAUAUUGAAGUCCUAGAAAAACAUCUGGAACAGCAGUUGGUAGAGCGAAUUCCUGGAUUCCACAUGGAUGCCUUCACCCAUUCACUUAAACAGCACAAAGAUGAAGUCUCGGGUGACAUACUUGACAUGCUGCUCACUUUCACUGACUUUAUGGCCUUUAAAGAGAUGUUCAUUGAUUACAGAGCAGAAAAGGAGGGCAGAGGAUUGGACCUUAGUACUGGUCUGGUGGUGAAAUCUGUAAAUUCUGACCUCUAGCAUGGCCUCAAUAGGCAUUUCAUGUAAAUGAACUUAGUCAGUCAACACAUAUGAUUAUUCCCAUUUAAAAAUAUUAAUAUUUAUUGAAAAUUCCUUUCUGACACAUCCCAAAACAACAGCCACGGUUAAACUUGACAGAAGGGGAUUGGUGUUUAAUUUAGGUUAAUGUUUAAACGUAACAUUAGGGUUAUCUGUCAGCUUAUCCGGUAUGACUCCUCUAACACUAUUCAUCCGUCACCAAAUCCACUCGGUCUGAUCAGCCUUUCUUAUCUUGUCGGCCUACAGCACAGCAAAACACUAUUGCAGCAAACUGAUGUAGAAAGCUGCAUCUCAAAGCUGCCAUUUUAUUGCAAGUAUACCCAAAUAAUUCCUUUCACUUGACAAUCAUUAAGGGCUUUACAAUACAAAAGUAUUCUACAACGUGCCUGACAUGACAACAAAUCUAAAAGACCCUUUUUCCAUUUAAAAGACUUCCAAGUCUUUAAGUAAAAUAUUACAUAAUUAAAAAGUGUUCAUAUAGUUACCAGAAGCAAUGUAAAUAAUCGGUUUUCAUGCUUUUAAUGUGAUGCUGAGUAUGUUUUGGAUGUCUCUCAUAUCCUCUGCGUGACAAUGAGAAGGAAAGACUCAAAACAAUACUUAGUUUUGUUGAUGUAUAUAAAUUUCAACCUCUUACUCCCUUGUUUGCUUAGAGAAAAUGUGUUCUUACUAGAUGAAUGUUGUGUUAUCAUGAACAUUUGUUUAUUAUUUGUAUAUGUAUGUGUAUGUAUAUAUAUAUAUAUAUAUAUAUAUAUAUAUAUAUAUAUAUAUAUAUAUAUUAUACAUUUGAGCCUCUGUAUGAAAGAAAUAAAUACAAUGGUUUUUCAUUAUAUUUUAUCAAAGCAGUUCUAUGCUCAAAACAAUUACAUUCUUAAGCAUAACUUUACAAUAAUGCAAGAACCUCACCACUUAAAUACAUAGUUUCUCAAGUAAUUUACUGUAAUCUUAGAAAAAAGUAGUGGACAAAAACACCUGCAAAUUAAGAAAACAUCUUCAUCAAUUUGACAACACAAGUACUGCAAACGCUCACGGCACAAAUAAAGAAAUGCAAUGCAAAUGAGUCAACUUUUUGUUUAUUUUAACAUCCUGAUCAUAGGAUUUAAGUGCUCUCUCUCGCUCUAUAUAUAUAUAUAUAUACAUAUAUUAGCCUAAAUAAGGAUGAAAUAAACAAUUGCUGUAACUGUGAAAGGUUAUGUAAGCUGGCUAAUUUACUUCUACAACUUCCCUUACAAAAAAAUCCAUAACCUAUGGUUUUACUAUUAAAGUUAAAGAAUUCAUUGAUAAAGCAUAGAAAUGGUUACUAGAGUUAAACUAUGGUAGCCAUGCACAAAUUAACCAUGGAUUUACUACACUAACCAUAGUUUGGACCAAGGUAUUUGUAUAACAGUUGUAAAAAAAAAAAAAAAAAAAACCUUGGUCCAUUUUUACUUUGUUGAGGUAAUUUUAUUGUGAUCUAUGAUACUUGUACAUUUCUUUGUGUUGUGAGCAUUUGCAGCACAUACUGUCAAACUGAUGUAUUCUUAGUAUGCUGGUGCUUUUUCUAUUUGCAUGAGUUUGCAUGUGCAGCGCAUCGAGCUCUUCAAGCCACUGUAAACAUGCAAUAAAAGCAGUAAUAUUGCAAAAUGUUACUGCAAUUUAAAAAAGUGUUUCUAGGCACUGAUUGCCUAGUGGACAGUGUGCCUACAUGCUGCACCCAAGUCAACCUUGUCGGACCUUUCCCGAUCCCAUCCCAGCAUUUUUUUUAAAUAUAAAAUCUUUUGGAAUAUUAUAAAUUCAUUUACUGUCACUUUUGAUCAAUUCAAUGCGUCUUUGCUGAGUAACAUAAUUUGCUUCAAUCUUUUAAAAAAAAUCUUACUGACCCCACGUCUGAUGCACAUAAGCAUACACACAAUGUUCAUGUUGUUAACCAGCAAGCAACUUUGUUGGGCACCAUUAUACAGAAGGGUUGUUGGACGUUCCUGAAGAGGAUUUUCAGCAGUGCCAAAACAUCUGAGUAAUAUCUCAAGUCUAAGUCUCCUCACAUAGUGACAGAGAAUGUUAAUCAGAGGAUGGUCUACACAGGCACUGUACUCGCCGCUGCAUUUUGCCCUUCACCCCUCCAGUCCAAAUAGGCUAAGUAGCUGCUAGCUCCGUAUAACAGAGUCACCACAAUGGCAAAGAACUGAAAGAAAAGAAAAAAGAUAAAAAUUACCAAAAAUGUAUACAGACCUUACAUAUAGCACUCAUGUUUAAGAAGUAUGGAGUAUGUGUGUGUUUAUAUACAAUAAACAUUAAUGGGGUUCAGUGCUGUUUUGGAUUCCAAUGAUAUCAUUGUAUAUGGAAAAAACUGUUGAAACAGUCUUCAGAAUAAAGAAAGUCAUACAAAUUUGUA
Molecule: messenger RNA, 3033 nt
Organism: Carassius gibelio (silver crucian carp)
Lineage: Eukaryota; Metazoa; Chordata; Actinopteri; Cypriniformes; Cyprinidae
Product: ADP-ribosylation factor-like protein 2-binding protein
Exons: 7
Coding region: 114-626 (170 amino acids)
Biological process (GO): maintenance of protein location in nucleus; positive regulation of tyrosine phosphorylation of STAT protein
Cellular component (GO): mitochondrial intermembrane space
Source: RefSeq, a predicted model, not a curated record